AUGUUCUUCCUCUCAUCCCCACCUCAACCGCCACCCACUCAAUUCCAACCACAGUACUUCGGCGCCAGCAAUAAUCCCUUCGCCUUCCAACAACACGCACCGCUCACGCCCUCUCCGCUGCGAACGUCAUAUAAUGCCAAUCACGGACUGAGGCGCCCUCGACUUUGCGGCUCGAUGUCGAAGAAUGACCAGCAGACAAACUAUGGCGUGGAGAACAAGGCGUUCUCGCUGUCUUCGCCCAUCUCACGGGGAAUACAAGAAGAAGAUUUCGAGAACCUCCCCGAGACCGCACAGGAGAACACAGCCCACCCGUCCGAACACCUGAAGCCAUUCUCCUUCUCUUCGCCCACCCCCACAGCCUCAACCACCUUCUUCACGCCCUCCACGACAGCAGGCCCCACGACCGCAGUCACAGCGCCAACAUCGCGCUACGAAGCCCGCUCACGAGCAAGCACGCCCAAUUCCCUGCUUCAGAACCAUGCGACGACUAGACGAGCAGAUACGCGCGCGAAAUUCCUCGAUCGCAUACGCACGCGCCGUGACGAGGGUUUCGGGCGGGAUGAUAAGCUGUUGAGGGCGGAUUACUUGGAGGAGCGGCGGGCGUGGGAGACGGAGAUGCGGCUUCUAGACAACGGUGCCGGAGUCGAGGUCGAGGAGGAAGAAGAGCUCGAUGAGAACAUGGCUAUGAGCGGUGUCGUUGCCGAUGCGGAGUCUGGCGUUCCCGGUAAAGGCGUUGGUGAGGAGGAAGGGCAGAUGAGCCCGACGGAAGAGAAGGAGAUUGAGGAGUUACUUGAGCUGUGGGAUGGCGAGGGAAACGGCUUUGCAGAUCAAGCGGACGGAGACGGCGAUAGCCAGGAGUGGGAUGAGGUGUUCAUGGAGGUGCUCUCGCAGGAACAACAGCACCAGCAACCACAAACGGCGGCCCAAGAUCCUCGCACCGGCCCAGACGGUGAGGCUGUCGGUGACACGGAUAUGGACCUGUCUUGA
Molecule: messenger RNA, 987 nt
Organism: Cyphellophora attinorum
Lineage: Eukaryota; Fungi; Ascomycota; Eurotiomycetes; Chaetothyriales; Cyphellophoraceae
Exons: 1
Coding region: 1-987 (328 amino acids)
Source: RefSeq, a predicted model, not a curated record